AUGUUGCGGUUACUGAGAAAAUUUCUCACUCCGGACCCCGAACUCCUUUCGUUCGGCUUGCAGAUGCUGCGGCUCAUCGGCCUGUGGGGUGAUCGGCGGAACUUCGUACGCUACCUGGCAUUCAAUCUGGCCAUGAUAAUCGUCCUAAUCGGUCCAAAAGCUCUGCUGGGUUCUGGCAAAGUAGGAUUCGACUCGAUGGCUCGCAACCUGGCUGAGUUGAUCUUCUUGGUUGAGGUUUGCAUUUCGAUUGGAAUCUUCGCCAGCAGAAGGGCACCGUUCGAGCGCUCGGUACUAGUGCUGCAGAGGAUUUUCCGCCGCAAGUGGCCCAAUGAUCUGCAGGACGAAAUCGAUGGCUUUCAUCGCCGGAUGGAGUUUUUCGCUCGGGUUUAUGCACUGUACAUUACGUUUCUUCUCUUUUGGUUUUACUGUGUUCCGGUUGUUUCGACCAUAGUUAAAGUGAUCUGUUACGACGAGUCGGAAAGGAGUGACUUCAUGUUGGUUAUUGAGCAGCAAUUUUAUUGGCUCGAUAUUCGUCGCAAUGUUGUACAUUAUGCAAUUUACAUGGUGUGUUGUGUAGUUGCGGCGACUUGCUCUGCUUACCAGAGCACUCUAAAAGGAACCAUAAUCGUGGUGAUGAUUCAGUAUGGCUCCAAGUUAUUUGAGCUUCUCAGUAAGAGGAUCACCGCUCUGGAAAACAUCGAGAAGGCAUCAGAUCGAUAUCGAGAGCUGCGUGAGCUGGUAGAGAUACAUCAGUCUGCUCUGGAGUACGCGGAGCACUUGGAAUCGACACUUUGCUUUAUAAUGAUCAAUCAGAUUUUGAACUUCAUUUUGAUUUGGUGCUUGAUGGUGUUCUAUGUUUCGAAUAAUUUCGGGCCUAAUGCGGCAAAUGUGAUGCUUCUGUUCAUGGUGUUGAUGAGCGAAAUGGUGGUUUAUUGUGUUAAUGGAACGGCACUUAGUGAACAGGCGGCCGGCGUCGCAAAUGCCAUGUACAAUCACCCCUGGCACGUGGAAUCGAUUCCGAUGCAGAAAAAUAUUAAAAUUAUCAUUCAAAGAGCUCAGCGACCGACCGGCAUUACGGCUGCCAAAUUUUACUACGUCAACAUCGAACGGCUCGGAAUGGUGAUCCAGGCAUCAUAUUCAUACUAUUUGAUUCUGAAGAAAAGAUUUUAAUACUCAAGAAAGUGAAAGAAUUUAAUUAAGGAGCAAACAUUUCGGAAUCCAAUGUGGCCGCCAUAACGGCAGAAAAUUUUGAUUUUGGUUACGCGGUCUAGAAGGUAAUAUCUGCAUUGCAGUAUCCAAGCUUUUUGGAAUAACCGUUAAUGAAUUUGGAUUCUGGAAAAUUUUGCUUCAAAAGUAUGCUGCAUUAUAAACUCAGAAAAAUAUUUUUCCAGUAUAGUAUUAACUAGUGAUUAGUUGCACCGUUGUUCCUUAGCACCAGUUUGAUGUUCAUAUUUGCACGCUCAAUAAACGAAUAAAAAUGA
This is a messenger RNA of Armigeres subalbatus, 1481 nucleotides long. Its product is annotated as odorant receptor Or2-like. Gene Ontology annotation, biological process: sensory perception of smell; detection of chemical stimulus involved in sensory perception of smell. Gene Ontology annotation, cellular component: plasma membrane. Bases 1 to 1170 code for a protein of 389 amino acids. Lineage: Eukaryota; Metazoa; Arthropoda; Insecta; Diptera; Culicidae. The record is from RefSeq and is a predicted model, not a curated record. Gene Ontology annotation, molecular function: odorant binding; olfactory receptor activity. The transcript has 4 exons.